Fukomys damarensis (Damara mole-rat) is the source of this 3663-nucleotide messenger RNA. RefSeq names its product switching B cell complex subunit SWAP70 (gene Swap70). The transcript has 15 exons. The record is from RefSeq and is a predicted model, not a curated record. NCBI's taxonomy places the organism in Eukaryota, Metazoa, Chordata, Mammalia, Rodentia, Bathyergidae. The coding region runs from base 862 to 2550 and encodes 562 amino acids. Gene Ontology annotation, cellular component: nucleus; cytoplasm.
GAGGAGGAGACCGCAGAGGGGCAGUAAGUUUUCUGCCCGCAGUCCGUGGGCUGGCAGGGGAGCCGCAGAAAAUGAAUGGCCCGGCUACUGUGAUUUUGGCCCGUUGUGCCCGAGAUCCUGAACCCACGUCACUGCCGUGGGGCAGCCUGCUGUGCCUUCGCUUCUCUUACUGCCGUGUAUCGUCCAGGGCCACUGUGCCCGCCUCUGCCCUUGCUGUCCUCCCGCUGCUGCGCGCUGCUCGCCGCUGGAGACUAGAAGGCAAGGGAGUACUGCCUUGAAAACACGUGAAACCCGGCACAGUGGUGCACACCUGGAAUCCCAGCCCUUGAGAGGCCAAAGCAGGGGGACCACUUCGAGGUUCGAGGCCUGCCUGGGCUACGUGGAUCUAUAGAUGAAAAAGUAAUCUUCAACUUGAAAUUCUCACCCUUCCAAGAUAUCAAGAGAGAGUAGGAAAAAUAUUCUCAGACACAAGGAGUUUCGAAAAUGGUUGUUUCUAAAGCCCUCUGAGAAUACAAGAGGAGGAUUUGCCCCAGUGAAACAAAGAGAUAAACCAAGAAAGGGACUAGGUGUUCAUCAAAAGAGAGAUGAACAGAGAAUCCAAGAUGACUGUGUGCUCCAGACCUUGGGACAGGCAGGCCACUCUGGAGCAAGUCAGGAGGCCAUGACUUGAAGAGGGACGUCAAGUUGAAGAUGUCGAUAAAUAAUGUGAACACUUGUGGAGAGGAGACUUACACAACUCAAGGAAUGCUGCAUUGCAUUACGGGCCCACUGAAGCCCAGAUCCGGUUGGGCCAGCAGCCUUAAUUCUCUCUGAUUUUCUACCUUCAGGAAUCGGAGUAAGCAGGGGGCAACCGUGGCCAGAAUGAGGAUGCAAUCGAGGGGCCAAGCGAAGGUCCUUUCCCAUAACCUGUGCACGGUGCUGAAGGUUCCUCAUGACCCUGUCGCCCUUGAAGAGCACUUCAGGGAUGAUGAUGAAGGGCCUGUCUCCAAUCAGGGCUACAUGCCGUAUUUAAACAAGUUCAUUUUGGAAAAGGUCCAAGACAACUUUGACAAGAUUGAAUUCAAUAGGAUGUGUUGGACCCUCUGUGUCAAAAAAAACCUCACAAAGAGUCCCCUGCUCAUUGUAGAAGAAGAUGCAUUUAAAAUAUGGGUUAUUUUCAACUUUUUAUCUGAGGACAAGUACCCAUUAAUUAUUGUGCCAGAAGAGAUUGAAUACUUGCUUAAGAAACUUACAGAAGCUAUGGGAGGAGGUUGGCAGCAAGAACAAUUUGAAGAUUAUAAAGUCAACUUUGAUGAUGGUAAAGAGGGCCUUUCUGCGUGGGAGCUCAUUGAGCUGAUUGGAAAUGGACAGUUUAGCAAAGGCAUGGACCGGCAGACGGUGUCUAUGGCAAUUAAUGAAGUCUUUAAUGAGCUUAUAUUAGAUGUUUUAAAACAGGGUUACAUGAUGAAAAAAGGCCAUCGACGGAAAAACUGGACUGAACGCUGGUUUGUUCUAAAGCCCAACAUAAUUUCUUACUAUGUGAGUGAGGAUCUGAAAGACAGGAAAGGGGACAUUGUCUUGGACGGGAACUGCUGUGUGGAGUCUCUGCCUGACAAAGAUGGAAAGAAAUGCCUUUUUCUAAUAAAAUGUUUUGAUAAGACCUUUGAAAUUAGUGCUUCUGAUAAGAAGAAGAAACAAGAAUGGAUUCAGGCCAUUCAUUCCACCAUCCAUCUGUUGAAGCUGGGCAGUCCUCCACCACACAAAGAAGCCCGCCAGCGGCGGAAAGAGCUCCGGAAGAAGCUGCUGGCGGAGCAGGAGGAGCUGGAGCGGCAGAUGAAGGAGCUGCAGGCCGCCAAUGAAAACAAGCAGCAGGAGCUGGAGACCGUGAGGAAGAAACUGGAGGAAGCAGCGUCCCGUGCAGCGGAAGAGGAGAAGAAACGCCUGCAGACACAAGUGGAGCUGCAGGCCAGGUUCAGCUCGGAGCUGGAGCGCGAGAAGCUGAUCAGACAGCAGAUGGAAGAGCAGGUUGCGCAGAAGUCCUCUGAACUGGAGCAGUACCUGCAGCGGGUGCGAGAGCUGGAGGACAUGUACCUCAAGCUGCAGGAGGCCCUCGAGGAUGAGCGCCAGGCCCGGCUGGAUGAAGAGACGGUGCGCAAGCUGCAGGCCAGGUUGCUGGAGGAAGAGUCUUCCAAGAGGGCGGAGCUGGAGAAGUGGCACCUGGAGCAGCAGCAGGCCAUCGCCACCACGGAGGCCGAGAAGCAGGAGCUGGAGCACCAGCGCACCGAGAAGGAGCAGGCGCUGCAGGAGGCCAUGGCGCAGCUGGUGCAGCUGGAGCUCGAGCGCAAGCAGGCGCUGGAGCAGUACGAGGGUGUGAAGAAGAAGCUGGAGAUGGCAGCUAACAUGACAAAGAGCUGGAAGGACAAAGUGGCCCACCAUGAAGGGUUAAUUCGAUUGAUAGAACCAGGCUCAAAGAACCCUCACCUCAUCACUAACUGGGGACCUGCAGCCUUCACCCAGGCGGAGCUGGAGGAGAGAGAGAAGAACUGGAAAGGGAAAAAGACCACGGAGUGACCGAGCGAGGCCACAGUCCCUCCGCCGUGUAGAUACGAGUGUGGCCCCAGACUUUCUGCUGAAGACAACCGAAACCGGCUUUGCUGCUGUAACCUGCUUCCCUCCUCCUCCCCUCCGGGCCCGUCCCAGGGUCCAGCUCCUGAGGAGGCUUUCUCUACCUGCCCACAAGCAGGUUUCCCUAAAAAGAAAAGAAUGUCAGUAUUGUCAGGCUCUCCUUUCCUUUUUCUUUGACACCUUGGGCUUCUGAAAAUCCCAUGGAUGGAGCUCAGAUUCGCUCUAAAUGAGGCCAAGAACAGACCCAUGGUCUGCUCCGUCGCUGGGUCCCCCGAUGGUUAGAGCCUCUGUGGGCUCCGAGAAUGGCCAGUCUGCCUGCAGUUCCAUGCUGGUGACACAGAAGGCCACGCUGGGUGCUCUUCUGGGGAAGUUGUGGAGUCGCUGCCUUUUCCUGGUUGCCCUUGUUCAGUGUGGUCUGAUUAGGCGAGCUUUGCUGGCUUCUGCUGACACGUUUCUUCCCAGCCGUCGUGCACUUGGCACGGAUGGCUCCUGUUUCCCUCACCUCAAAGAAAGCGUCCCGGUGGCCCACACUUAGCCCGAUUCUCUGAGUCUUCUCUCUGUCCAGUGAGCAACAGGCUACCAGACCUAUGCCGUGCAGCAGGAGGGUCACGUUUAGUAGUAGAAAGAAGCCAGUUUGAAAUAAAAGUUAUUUGGAUAAUUUCUAAAGCAGAUUAUGUGCUCCCGGGCAGUGGGAAGUUGACCUCGUGUGUGCAGUUAGGUGUAAACGUCAUAAAGAUGAGGCUGUCACUGUGUUCCCGGGCUGUGGAGCUAGUUCUCAUCGGCUGGGCAGCUUUUCUGCUUUUCCUUGAGUACCGGGGAGGAAAUACCCAGUGAAAAUAAGUGUAACAAGAAAAUUGGGAUCAGAGGUUUAAUGCAUCUGAUUUGAAAGAAAUAUUGGGAAUGUUCUCAUAUUAUCUUUGGAUUGAGUAGUAUUUAUGAAAUCAAGCCAUCUAAUACUGGUUAUUUAUGAACAGCAAUAACUUCAUAGACAGCAGUGAUGCUUGUGGUUGUACAGAAAUACGGGUAAUUCCAUGGUUACACAAAAGGCAGAAUUCAGCA